AUGAUCUGUUUCAUGAUUUUCUGUUUGGUUUGGUUUGUACAGACUGAAAACUCCACAGCUCUGAUCCGGUUCUCGGUCCCAGAGCUUCAUCACGUGUGUCUGCUGUGCGACGCCUCGGACCCGGAUCAUGUGACCUGGACUCACGGGGACGGGGACGUCCUGGUCACCGAACACGACGCCGACGCCGGCGAGGAGCAGCAGCGCCACCUGCUGCUGUCCGACGGUGGCCUCUGUCUCCUGCAGCUUCGCGACUCUGACAGCGGCGAGUAUCACUGUAACGAGCAGCUGGUGGCAGAGCUGCAGGUGCUGACAGGUCGCGACUUCUCGGUGUCGUCCGGCCGGACGCUGCUGCUGCCCUGCGGCCGCUCGCCCAAACCCAGACAGAGGUGGUUCCACCGGAGGAGAGGAGGAAGGCGGGAGGCCGUCUUCACCCGCUUCAGGAACGGCACGGUGAAACCAGAGAGGGAGGACGUCCGCCUCGGCUUCAUGUACGACGCCCUGCAGAUCCAGGACCUGCAGCCAGGGGACGCCGGAGAGUAUCAGUGUAACGGAGAGCUGCAGGGCCGAGUCACGGUCCUCACAGUUUGUCCGGAGCCGACGAGCGUCCAGAUGUUCCUCACGUCAACAUCUGCAGCCGUGAGAACAGCUUUGUUGAUGGUUGCUGUCGUCAGUUCGGGGCUGAUGAUCCUCCUCAUGUCCAUCGUCUUCAUUUUACUGACGAGCACCAAGUGCAGGAGGAAGCCAAGAUAUACAGCUCAGACACUCGACCACGCCGAGCUGCAGCCGUGGACGACCAACACACCGACCGAGUGGGAGGAGUCAGAGAGUCGGUCCACGACGGACGACAUCCACUACGCUUCUCUGGGACGACACAACUGGAGCGAGACGCCGAGCCGGACGCCACCGAACCAAGAGCUGAACCACGUCAUCUACUCGUCUGUCAUCACCAGAGCUGCUCCGCCGCCCUGCUCCCUGAGCGACAGCCGCAGACAGCUGGUCUACCUGAGGACCAAUAAGAGAGGAGCGAGCCGCAGACGUGUCCUGUGUCGGUCCCGGUCCUCGGUCCUCUUGUCCCGGGUCGUUUCCUCUCUCGGUCCCGGUCCUCGGUCCUCUUGUCCCGGGUCGUGUCCUCUCUCAGUCCCGGUCCUCGGUCCUCUCGUCCCGGGUCGUGUCCUCUCUCGGUCCCGGUCCUGGUCCUGUGCUCCCGGGUCGUGUCCUCUCUCAGUCCCGGUCCUCGGUCCUGUGCUCCCGGGUCGUGUCCUCUCUCGGUCCCGGUCCUCUGGUCCCGGUCCUCUCUCAGUCCCGGUCCUCGGUCCUGUUCUCCCGGGUCGUGUCCUCUCUCAGUCCCGGUCCUCGGUCCUCUCGUCCCGGGUCGUAUCCUCUCUCGGUCCCGGUCCUCGGUCCUCUCGUCCCGGGUCGUGUCCUCUCUCGGUCCCGGUCCCCGGUCCUCUCGUCCCGGGUCGUGUCCUCUCUCGGUCCCGGUCCUCGGUCCUCUUGUCCCGGGUCGUGUUCUCUCUCGGUCCCGGUCCUCGGUCCUCUUGUCCCGGGUCGUGUCCUCUCUCAGUCCCGGUCCUCGGUCCUCUCGUCCCGGGUCGUGUCCUCUCUCGGUCCCGGUCCUCGGUCCUGUGCUCCCGGGUCGUGUCCUCUCUCGGUCCCGGUCCUCUGGUCCCGGUCCUCUCUCGGUCCCGGUCCCGGUCCUCUGGUCCCGGUGCUCUGGUCCCGGUCCUCAGCAUGCCGGACCCCGGCCUGGUCCUGGAGGCCCUCUCGGCUCUCAGCGGCUGUAACGUGGGCUCCACCCCGGGCCCCUCGCUCCUCAGCCCGCAGGACUUCGUGAACAUCGUGGCUCUGCGGGAGUUCUACAAGCAGCAGGGCCUGGAGCAGCUGGAGUACCCGGGGUUCGGGGCCAUGUCCCUGGAGGACCCGGACCCGGAGGACCCGGACCCGUACAGCUCCCCGCCGGGCCUGGGGGACAACCCGGGCCCGCAGGAGAGUCUCAGGGCCUCGGUGAAGAUCAACCUGGAGGAGUUCCUCCACCCGCAGUUCAACUACGACUUCACCUCCAUACAGGACGGCAGCACCGUGUUCCUGCGUGGUAACGAGCGGUACUUCCGGCCCUGUGGGUGGAACCGCGUCGCCCUGCGUGUGAACGGGAAGUACGACGGCAGCGACGCGUGGCUCGGGACCGGGGCGGACGCCUGGCCGGUCUCUUACCACGCCCACAACAUGGACGGCUCCCUCGGCGUCAUCCUGACCCACGACGGGAGCCCGGAGCACGAACCCGGGUUUCUGGACGCCGCCGCGGCAUCUCUGACCACCGGCUUCACCAAGGGCGAAGGAGUGUACUCCACGCCAGACAUCAAGAUGGCGGAGAAAUACUGCAAGGUGUUCAAGUCCAAAGCGGACGGGAAGGCGUACAAGGUGGUUCUUCAGAACCGCAUCAACCCGGAGAACAGGAAGAAGUGUCAGAGAGAAGACGUGUGGCUGGUCUACGUCCCCGAAGGGUCCAACCCGGUCCAGACCAAGGCCGUGGUGCAGGACGCCAUCCGUCCCUACGGGCUGCUGCUGAAGCCGCUGUGACACCACGACCACGAGUCAACCACACGCCGGAUCAACAACACGAGAAGCACAACAACAACAACAACAUCUCUCAGGCGAGAUCCCGCCUCCAGCGUCUGUGCUUUCAAUCCAUCACAGAUCUGACUCUUCAUCAAGAUCCAAGGAAAACCAGCUUCUUCUUCAGGGUUGGAAACUAAUGAAUUAAAACACUUUACUUUGAAAAUAUAUCUGUGAGUGAUCUCGAUGAUUCUGCAGAAACGUCUUGUUUCAUAAAUUAAUUUGACAAAGUCUUUGAUUUUAUUAGAAGUUAAUGAAUUUUCUGUUUCUUCUGUUUCUGUCCAAUCACGUUGCUCUAAACUUAAUGUGAUGAUUUUUAGUUGUUAACAUGGUGAUAAAUGAUCUUCAUACUUUAUUGUGAAAAGACUCACAAUUCCUGGACCUUCAAUUCCUGUUGUGGUCAAAUUGAUAAUUUUCCUGGCAAUAAAUUUCUUCUUU
This is a messenger RNA of Limanda limanda (common dab), 3051 nucleotides long. RefSeq lists its product as uncharacterized. The coding region runs from base 1 to 2577 and encodes 858 amino acids. NCBI's taxonomy places the organism in Eukaryota, Metazoa, Chordata, Actinopteri, Pleuronectiformes, Pleuronectidae. The transcript is spliced from 10 exons. The record is from RefSeq and is a predicted model, not a curated record.